AUGGAGUUACAGGGGCCAGAUAACAAACGUGUUCGAGCCGUUUGUUUUGCAAAAGACAAGCGCACAACUUUGCUUGAAAAGCAAAACACUAUGUCAUCCGUUAAGAUAUCGAAUUACAUUGUGGGUCCCAGUUGGGCUGGAGAAGGCGAAGAAAUACGAAUAAAUGAUAUGAGCAUCAUUCAAGCACCAUCUGCCAGCGAAUAUAAUUUCCAAUACAUACCAAACGUCAACGCCUCUGGUGAAUCAGAAAUAACCGCGGUGUCAGUUGUACAAUCAGAAAUUGAAACUGGUACGAUUGUAAACGUAAAAGGUAAAAUAAAAAAAGGUCAAAAUGUCAAAGUCGUGGGAAAAAAUAAUUUAAAGAUGCUAAAGUGCGCCAUAUGCGAUCUCAGUGGUGUUUUGCAGAUUACUUUUUGGGAAGAUGAAAUCCAACAGAUCAAAGACGGUGUUGUUUACACGAUUACAAACGUAAGUGUUAGAAAUCGAGACCACACUAAAUCGGUGACGACAACCCGUAAUUCUGCUUUCAUCGAAGUGAAUGACGUCGACUUGAAUGAAAUCGACGAGAAUGCUGCCUCGAAAUUGUUAGAUGAACCUGCCGAGGAUACCACCUUAGAAGUGAAAAAGAUAAGGUCAGUUGAACUUGAUAAACACAAAAGUUGUGUACACUGUUCGGCUAAAUUUCCACCGGGUAUUGAAACAAAUGUUGUGAAGUGCUUGAGGUGUGGCCAUCGAAUGCUGUUUGAUGCUUGUCAACAAGUUGUCGCAUACCGUAUCACCGUUUCUUCCAGGGAAACGAUUGCUACACUCACUUGUUUCUCUGAAGUGUUAGAAAAUUUCUUUGAGAUACCUGAUGGUAGUGCAUUAACGGCUGCUUGUUUUAAGUGA
Molecule: messenger RNA, 888 nt
Organism: Paramuricea clavata
Lineage: Eukaryota; Metazoa; Cnidaria; Anthozoa; Malacalcyonacea; Plexauridae
Source: the annotation of a GenBank genome assembly